This is a messenger RNA of Drosophila arizonae, 336 nucleotides long. RefSeq lists its product as uncharacterized. The record is from RefSeq and is a predicted model, not a curated record. Gene Ontology annotation, biological process: negative regulation of cell cycle; negative regulation of cell population proliferation; regulation of transcription by RNA polymerase II. Gene Ontology annotation, cellular component: nucleus. Lineage: Eukaryota; Metazoa; Arthropoda; Insecta; Diptera; Drosophilidae.
CUUUCAUCCAAAAAGAAAAAUCUGGAGAGAGAAACAACAACUGAAAGGCCAUACAUACAAUUAUAAACAAGAUCUCAAUUAUAUACAUACGUACAUAUAUAAGAAGAAACAAGCAACAUGUCUGAGGCAUACUUUGAUGAAUACGAGCACUACAACUUCGACCAUGGCAAACACAUCUUUUCGGGCCACAGCGGCAAACAGCGCUCCAAGAAGGAGGCCAGCGAGCACACCAACCACUUUGACCCGUCGGGCCACUCGAGGAAAAUUUUAACCAAGCUCAUGAACACCAACAAUAAUAAAAAGAUUUUGAAAAACUGAUACACCAGGUGUACAAAA